AAAUGUUUAGAGUUCAUGUUUCACCCUUUAAACAACCAUGAUCGAUUCUACAGGAGUAUUAAAGUUUUUUUUUAUAGUAACCUUUAUAAAAACUAUAAAAACUAAGUCAUGAGUUUACGUGUAGAUACUUGGUAGAAAAGGUGCAGGCUGUUUUUUAAUCGAUAAUCAAAUGUUGGUCAAGAGUCAGUGGUGAAGAUCAGAUUCUGUUUCAACUGUUGAUAUUCAUCAUGGAUGACACACAAACAUCCAGAGAUGAACAUUUUUCUCCAGGAUGCAGUUCAGUUCAUCAGAAGAGAUCAGAACCAGAGCCCAGCUGUGUGUCUGUGAGGAGUGAUGCGUCUAUGGAUCUGCCAAUAGUGUUUAAGAGUGGAGAUACACAGACUGAUCUCAGUUCAGUUCAUCAGAAGAGAUCAGAACCAGAGCCCAGCUGUGUGUCUAUGAGGAGUGACGGGUCUACAGGUCAUCAAAUACAUUUUCAGAGUGGAGAUACACAGACUGAAAUGAGCCAUGAAGUCCUCAACACAUUUAAAUCAAAUCUGAUGAAGAAGUUUGAGUGUCUGUAUGAGGGAACAGCACAGCAGGGAAACCCAACACUCCUGAAUGAGAUCUACACAGAGCUCUACAUCACAGAGAGUGAGAGUGGAGAGAUCAGUAAUGAGCAUGAGGUGAGACAGAUUGAGACACAAUCCAGGAGAGCAGAAACAGAGGACACACCGAUCCAAUGCAAUGACAUCUUUAGACCUUUACCUGGACAAGACAAACCCAUCAGAACUGUGCUGACAAAGGGAGUCACUGGCAUUGGAAAAACAGUCUCUGUGCAGAAGUUCAUCCUGGACUGGGCUGAAGGGAAAGAGAAUCAGGACGUCCAGCUCAUUUUUCCACUUCCUUUCAGAGAGCUUAAUUUGAUGAAGGACAAAACACUUAGUCUUUCAGAUCUUCUUCAUGUCUUUUUUACUGAAACAGAAGAAAUGGAAAUAUCCACUGACAAAUAUAAAGUAUUGUUCAUCUUUGAUGGUCUGGACGAGUGUCGUCUGUCUCUGGAUUUUCAGAGCGAUGUGAGGUUGUGUGAUGUAAGUGAACCAGCCUCAGUGGACGUGCUGCUGAUGAACCUCAUUUUGGGGAAUCUGCUUCCCUCUGCUCUCAUCUGGAUCACCUCCAGACCAGCAGCAGCUGAUCUCGUCCCCUCUGAGUGUGUCUAUCGAGUGACAGAGGUACGAGGCUUCAGUGAGCCACAGAAGGAGGAAUACUUCAGGAAGAGAAUCAGUGAUCAGAGUCUGGCCAAUACAAUCAUCACACACCUGAAGUCAUCAAGGAGCCUCGACAUCAUGUGCCACAUCCCAGUGUUCUGCUGGAUCUCAGCCACUGUUCUAGAGAAGAUGUUGAGCGAAGCAGAGAGUGGAGAGAUUCCCCAGACUCUCACUCAAAUGUACACACACUUCCUGAUCCUUCAGACCAACAUCAAACAUGAGAAGGACUAUGAGAAGAACGUGACAGAUGAAGACAUGAUCCUCAAACUGGGGAAACUGGCUUUUCAGCAGCUUGUGAAAGGCAAUGUGAUCUUCUAUGAGGAAGACCUGAGAGAGUGUGGCAUUGAUGUGACAGAAGCAUCAGUCUACUCAGGAUUGUGCACUCAGAUCUUCAGAGAGGAGUUUGGCUGGUAUCAGGGGAAAGUCUUCUGCUUUGUUCAUCUGAGCGUUCAGGAACAUCUAGCAGCUCUAUAUGUGCACCUCUCCUGUACAAACAACAACAGAAAUGUGUUUGACCAAAUCAACAAACAGAGUUUGUGGUCUAAAGUUAAGGACUGGUUUCAACUCAAUUCAUCAGAACAUGUUUCAUUAUCUGAGCUGCAUCAGAGAGCUGUGAAUGAGGCUCUACAGAGUAAAAAUGGACAUCUUGACCUUUUCCUGCGGUUUCUUCUGGGUCUGACAGUGGAGUCUCAUCAGAUUCUCCUUCAAGGACUAAUAAAACAGACAAGUAGCAGAUCUGACAGCAAUGAGAAAACAGUCGAGUACAUCAAGAAGAAGAUCAGGAUCAUUGAUUCUCCAGAGAAAUCCAUCAAUCUGUUCCACUGUCUGAAUGAACUGGGUGAUCAUUCACUAGUGGAUGAAAUACAACAGUAUCUGAAAUCUGGAAGAAUAAAGGAAGCCAAACUCUCUUCAUCUCAGUGGUCAGCUGUAGCUUUUGUGUUGUUGACAUCAGAGAAGAAGCUGGAUGAGUUUGAUCUCAAGAUGUUUGUAGGAGGAAACAAUAAAGCUGAAGAUAUGAAAGUUUUUCAGAAGCUGCUGCCCGUGAUUAAAGAAUCCAGAUCAGUUCAGUUGAGUUAUUGUGAUAUCACAGAUGAAGGUUGUGCUGCUCUGGCUUCAGCUCUGAGAUCAAACCCCUCACACCUGAGAGUACUGGAUCUGUCAUGGAAUAAAAUAGGAAAAUCAGUGAAUCUGCUGUCUGAUGUACUAUAGGAUCCUCACUGUAAACUGGAGAAACUGUGGUUGUUUGAUUGUGGAGUCACAGAUGAAGGUUGUGCUGCUCUGGCUUCAGUUCUGAGAUCAAACCCCUCACACCUGAGAGAACUGGAUCUGAUUGGGAAUAAUCUAGGACAAUCAGGAGUGAAGUUGCUCUCUGAUUUGAAGUAUGAU
This is a messenger RNA of Ctenopharyngodon idella (grass carp), 2633 nucleotides long. Its product is annotated as protein NLRC3-like. NCBI's taxonomy places the organism in Eukaryota, Metazoa, Chordata, Actinopteri, Cypriniformes, Xenocyprididae. Gene Ontology annotation, molecular function: protein binding. The transcript is spliced from 7 exons. Bases 228 to 2456 code for a protein of 742 amino acids. The record is from RefSeq and is a predicted model, not a curated record.